Messenger RNA from Theileria equi strain WA, 871 nucleotides. RefSeq lists its product as hypothetical. The transcript has 2 exons. Lineage: Eukaryota; Apicomplexa; Aconoidasida; Piroplasmida; Theileriidae. Bases 232 to 576 code for a protein of 114 amino acids. The record is from RefSeq and is a predicted model, not a curated record.
AUUCCAAUUCUUACAUACCAAUCGCAACAAAAGCCUCUCGUAGAAGGGGAUAAACUUUAAAAUUGAGGAAAUCACCGAGGGAAUGUAGAUUACGUCGCGCGGAUUUGCAGGACAGACGAUUUCAUUGCAAGCAGGGAGGAAAUUGCGAGGAAAGACAUUGGAGAAAAUUCCCGUGACAGGUGCCCAGGGAAUGGAACCGGCGAGUCAUUUGCAAAACUGCAGUAAAUUUUUAUGGUAGACAAGGGAACAUCUGCUGCGAUGGAGGACGUUGUGGACUCGCGGGGAGCUCCGGCAGAAAGUCCGCAGGUCACGAAUACAGAGCAACCGGAAGCAGUUGACUGGCUAUCGUCUGUACUUGGGAAAAAGGACAAAAAGAGUAGCCAAAGUGCAAAGAUAAAAGGCGUGGUACGUGACUCUGAGGACUUGCUGUUCGAGAACCUCUCUGGGACCUACUCGCUGCUAAAGUCCGCCAAGUUUAAGAGGAAUAGAUUCUCCAGAGACGACUGGAGGGAAUAUCGCAGAUUUAUGGUCAAAGCAUACAAAAGGAUGAUUAAGAAAAAGAGCACAAAGGCCUAGAAUGCAUGUUACGGCGAGUAUAGGAGCAUAGGCGACCUAUGGGAGCCUAAAUGGUCAUCAUAAAGGCUAUAAGAAUGGAAGAAUUAUGGUAACUAUACAGACUAUAGGAGCUCGCCAGAAUGCGAGAUUAAGUAUCGAAUUGCACAUUUAAACAUUCUCAAUCACUUGUACAACUUAAAGGUAGGCACAUUUAUAUGACAAGCUUGAGAGAGAAAUUUGCACUGCGCAAUUAUAGAGUGCCCGGUUAUAAAACGACAUAUAGACAUACGAUUUAAAGAAUGUAGUUGGAUGUAAA